AUAUAAAUAGUUCUCUGGAAAUCCUCUAAGCUUAUGCAAGAAGAAACUUCGCAAUAAUAUCUGGGAAUAUCUGGGACAUCUACGGUGUUAACCAUAAGCUCAGUGGUCAAAAAAAAGAUUAGAAAAUUGGCGGCGUUUUUAUUGAAACACAGCGUUGACCGCACGGACAAAGGUGGGAGGUGAGAAUGUGUGGGAUGGAGGGGGGAGGGGAGUAUAAAUAGACUGGACAGAAUACUUCAAUGAUCAAAUAUUAAAUAUCUUUGAACGUGGAAGCUAGCUUAUCAUUAGAAAAGGGAAGAAACAUGAAGCUCUUGUAUGCUGCUCUGGCCAUAUUGGUUUUGCUAGGGUUUGUAACUGCAUUUCCAACCCCCGAAGCUGAAGCUUUGGCACAUUGGGGAGGGGGUGGUUACGGAGGACACCAUGGUGGUGGUUGGGGGGGACAUCAUGGAGGACACCACGGUGGAGGAUGGGGACAUCAUGGAGGACACCACGGUGGUUGGGGAGGACACCAUGGAGGUUACUAUGGCUAAGAAAUCAGGAGAACUCUUUAAGAUGAAAUAAAUUUAUAAAUAAUUCUGUAUCUGCGAUACUGGCAACAAUUGCCAAAAAUAAAUGUUUAAAAACUCA
Molecule: messenger RNA, 627 nt
Organism: Eurytemora carolleeae
Lineage: Eukaryota; Metazoa; Arthropoda; Copepoda; Calanoida; Temoridae
Product: major prion protein
Exons: 2
Coding region: 303-530 (75 amino acids)
Source: RefSeq, a predicted model, not a curated record